Molecule: messenger RNA, 573 nt
Organism: Vitrella brassicaformis
Lineage: Eukaryota; Vitrellaceae
Source: the annotation of a GenBank genome assembly
AUGCACAUGGAGUGGCGGUUAAAGGAGCAAAUCUCUUUUCUAUGCAUGGAGAAGCUACCCGAAGACGCAGAGACACUACCGCCUUUUCUCAAGGGCGAGAGAAAGGAGGGUGGCGGCACUGAAUGUGCUGCAGCCUUGAUGGGGUGAUGAAGAACGGCGGUAUCGAUUCGGCGGUGAACAGCAUUCGGCCUCGAAGCAGCGAAGCCGACUUCAGCUUCUGCCUUGCCACGAUGGCCCCCGAACAGACCCACGCAGCCCAUUUCGUCCGCAACGUUGCCGGACAUCACACAUCACGUGGGUGCGCCAAAGGUGGGUGCGUAUGUGUUGUCGGACAUCCUCGAGGGCAAGCCCACGGCCAAGGGCAGCCCCUACCCGUCCACCUCAUCCAUCAGCACGGACGCCCCCCACAUGCCCACGGGUGAUAUCGACGACAUCGAAGUGCCCUUCAGCAAGGCCAAAACCAGCUCCUGGUUGAGCAUCGUGUCCAUCCAGAAGCUCAUCAUGUCGGUCAUCGGCAGCUGCAAGAUCGGCCCGGGUCCUGCCAAGAUCGACGAGCACGAGAUCAUCCUCUGA